This is a messenger RNA of Lottia gigantea (owl limpet), 915 nucleotides long. RefSeq lists its product as hypothetical. The record is from RefSeq and is a predicted model, not a curated record. Lineage: Eukaryota; Metazoa; Mollusca; Gastropoda; Lottiidae. Gene Ontology annotation, biological process: fatty acid metabolic process. The transcript has 5 exons. Gene Ontology annotation, molecular function: oxidoreductase activity, acting on the CH-OH group of donors, NAD or NADP as acceptor; NAD+ binding. The annotation marks the transcript as partial.
CUUUUUUCCAGUGGUUUGAUAGGUCAGAGUUGGGCCAUGUUGUUUGCCAGUUCUGGUUAUGAAAUAAAGCUGUUUGAUUCUCAUCAAAGCCAGGUAGAAAACGCGUUGAGUAAUAUUGAAGAACAACUACAUUUUCUAGAGAAAGAAGGUCUAUUAAGAGGAGAAUUAUCUCGACAAGAACAACGAGAGAGAAUUUCAAGUUGCUCGUUAUUAGAAGAUUGUGUUAAGGACUCAUUUUACAUUCAAGAAUGUGUUCCUGAAAGACUAGAAACCAAAAAGAGAGUAUGGAGUGAAAUCGAUAAACUUGCAGACAGUACAACAAUCUUUGCAAGUUCAACAAGUUCCUUAUUGCCGUCCAAUAUAUCUCAACAUCUUCAAAAUAAAAACCGUUUUCUUGUUGUUCAUCCGACAAACCCACCAUACUAUGCUCCCCUUGUGGAACUAAUUCCAGCACCAUGGACAGAUGAUGAUGUAGUACCUACAACUAAGUCUUUAAUGCUACAAGUGGGUCAGGUUCCUGUUAUAUUAAAGAAGGAGAUUGAUGGCUUCGCUCUGAAUAGAAUACAAUAUUCAAUUCUGGGAGAAGCAUGGCGACUUAUAAAUGAUGAUGUGAUCAGUGCUGAAGAUUUAGAUAAAGUUAUGUCUUCUGGAUUAGGUGUACGCUACGCUUUCAUGGGGCCAUUGGAAACGGCAUAUCUCAAUGCCGAUGGUAUGCAUUCAUAUUAUGAACGUUAUGGUGAUAUGAUCUAUGCGUUACAGAACUCGUUUGGCCCACCACUAAAAAUGCAAGGAGAAACGGGUGAUAAAAUCCAGAAAGAACUUGAAAAAUAUUCUUGUCCGGUUUCAGAAAUUCCACUCAGACGUCAAUGGAGAGAUAAACGCUUAGUGGCUUUAGCUAAACUGAAAAAGGAAUUA